AUGAGAGGCAAGUUACCUUCCACAAAUUCUUUCAUAUCAGCAGAAUCUGAUUCCACUGUCGUGGAAGAACAACCCAAAAAGCUUAAAGGUGAGCCAAAAGAAGUUGAAAGAACAACCGAAUACCCUGAAGCUCCUCAUUCGUUGUUCACCAACAGAGAGAAGUACUUCAUCGUGGUAAUAAGUGGUAUGUGCGGUUGCUUCUCAAGCAUUUCCUCGCCAAUUUAUUUGCCUGUGUUGCCUAUAAUGGAAAAGAAGUUUGGAGUUUCCGAAGAACAGAUGAACAUCACUGUGGUGGUAUAUUCAAUCUUUCAGGGGUUAUCACCAGUUGUGUUUUCCAACUUUUCAGAUAUCUUUGGAAGAAGAAUCAUUAUCCUAAUAUGUAUGAUGAUUUACAUAUGUGCCAAUGUCGGUCUAGCACUUAAUUCUUCCUUUGGAGGGUUGGUAUUUUUGAGAUGUCUUCAAGCUUUUGGUAUAUCACUGACAUUUUCUAUUUCAAGCGGGAUUGCCAGUGAUAUGACUACCAAAAGUAAUAGAGCGGGAUUCAUAGGACUAGCAUCAGGGUUAUCGUUACUUGGACAAGCAUUUGGUGCAUUAUUGGGAGGACUUAUUUCUUCUGCUUUCAAUUGGAGAGCCAUCUUUUGGUUCUUAACUAUCGGUGCAGGUGUAACGCUAAUCAUCGUGUUAAUUUGCUUACCAGAAACAGCAAGAAAUAUCGUAGGAAACGGUGCAACCUUACCGGAGAAAAGAACAUUCAUUUCAGUGGCUCCUAUUAUGCAUCUUCCCAAUAUUAAGAGAAGAAGAGAAAUAACAGAGAAUGUAAAGGUUGAUCAUCCAAAAAUAGAUUUCCUAGCACCAUUCAAAAUCAUGGCUUCUUUGCCAGUGAUUCUUAUUCUUAUACCUUCGUCUAUAUGUUAUGCAUUAUGGCUUAUGAUGCUAACCACAAUGUCCACCUCCUUAACUAAAAAGUACAAUUAUACUCUUAUUCAUGUUGCCUUGGCAUAUAUUCCAAGUGGGAUUGGGGGUUUAACCGGUUCCAUCACCAUAGGAAGACUUCUUAAUUGGCAAUACAAAUUAAGAUACAAGAAGUACUUGAACGAUGUGCAAUCCUUCAAAGACAGAUCAACAGUUAACGUCAGAAACCAAUGCGUCAAAUUCAAUAUCUUCAAGGCUAGACUUUAUUUGGCUAUGGUACCUGUUUCACUUUGCGUUAUUGGCUCCUUGAUUUUAGGUUGGUCGAUUGAAUAUAAGCUUCCAGUUGCUUUAAUAAUGUUUUCCACAUUCAUUAUAUCCUUUGGAGCCAUGAACUUCUUAACUAUUUCCACUACUGUGUUGGUAGAUCUUCAUCCAGGGAACUCAUCUGCUUCGUCUUCCUGCGUCAACUUGACCAGAUGCUUAACUGCAGCUGUGUUUGUGGCUGUUCUUUCUUCCAUGUCAACCACCAUGACAAUAGGAGGAUGCUAUACUUUCAUGGCUGGGCUUGUGGGUUUCUGCAGCUUAACCAUUGUGUAUAUCAUAUAUAAGUCGGACAAAUGGAUAUAG
This is a messenger RNA of Lizanozyma spartinae, 1539 nucleotides long. RefSeq lists its product as uncharacterized. Lineage: Eukaryota; Fungi; Ascomycota; Pichiomycetes; Serinales; Debaryomycetaceae. Gene Ontology annotation, molecular function: transmembrane transporter activity. The record is from RefSeq and is a predicted model, not a curated record. Bases 1 to 1539 code for a protein of 512 amino acids. The transcript is spliced from 2 exons. Gene Ontology annotation, biological process: transmembrane transport.